Lycium barbarum (goji berry) is the source of this 807-nucleotide messenger RNA. RefSeq lists its product as uncharacterized. The record is from RefSeq and is a predicted model, not a curated record. Bases 1 to 807 code for a protein of 268 amino acids. The transcript has a single exon. Lineage: Eukaryota; Viridiplantae; Streptophyta; Magnoliopsida; Solanales; Solanaceae.
AUGACGAUGAUUACUUUUGUCUUCAAAUUCGCAACUGAGGGAGAUAAGGAAGAAAUCCUAGAAAAUGGGCCAUAUACAUUUCAAAACAGACCGCUGAUAAUUCGAGAGUGGACUUCUGAUUUUGAAGUUAGCAAGGAACCACAGAGGAUUGUACCAAUUUGGGUAAAUUUGCCAAGGUUUCCAGUUCAGUGCUGGGCUGAGGAAAACCUUGGGAGAAUUGCAAGUUACCUGGGUAAACCACUGUGUUCAGAUCGACUAACUGCAGAAUGUGAACGACUCUCUUAUGCAAGGGUACUAAUAGAGAUGGAUAUUACUCAACCGAUGCCUAACGAGAUGGUAAUUGAGAAGCCUGAUGGAUCUACUUGGGAACAGGCUAUAGAGUAUGAGUGGCAACCAAAGUUCUGUGUUGAUUGCAAUUCCUUUGGGCACCUAGCAGGGGAAUGCAAAGUAGAAAUGGUAGUUCCAAAGAAAAAGAAUAGGCGGAGGAGAAGAGAGUAUCCAACACGGCAAGCUAAAGAUGUACCCCCAAAUAAACCCACCACACCAGGACCUAGUACUGUAAUGCAAAACACAUCUGGGGAGCCGGUGGCAGAGGUAAAUCUACAAGUGAAUGCAAGAGGAAAACAGACUGUAGUGGCUCAUAAAGCACCACAUAUAGAUCCUGCUGUUAUGGCCCAGAAAAAUAACAAUGCUGCUCUGCAGAUAGGGGCAAGACCUCCUGAUAUUCAACAACAAGAUGGUAUGCAACCGGACCACUCGCAAAGGCUGUCUAAAGGGGGUAUUCCCACUACUAUUUCUCCUAUAUGA